CAGGCCGUCCUUGGGGCUGUGACUGCCAUGAUGGAUCUCCUCCUGCAAGAGGAGCUGCGCCAAGAGCACAUCUGGGAGCAGCUCCUCUGGCUUGUGCACCAGUGUCAGGAGGUCCAGGACUCCUCCAGGGUGACCAAGAGCCUCGAUAUCUUGGAGGUAGUUCAGUCUAUCGUCCCCAAGGACACGUUUCUGGCCACCACCAGUGCCAUGUUCUACCAGCUCUCUGAUGACACCAAACAGCACAGCGAGGCUGAUAGCACAAAGAUGACCCACUGCAUCCUGCUGCAGGCCCGCAUCUGCCCAGAGGAAAUGGUCCUGUUUCUGCAGUCGCAGCUGGGCGAUGAGAGGGAGGCCAGAUGCGUGGCAGCCCUGGGUCUGCUUGGUGCUCUGGCUCGCUCGCACGAGCUGGUGAUGACAGAGAAGCUGCCCCAGGUCGUGGAGGCCGUGCAGUGCCUGUGCGGGGACCCCAGGACCCGGGUGAGGAGGGCCAUCCUGCAUUUCAUCAAGGACCUGCUCAGUGCUGAUGCCCGGAGCUGCUCAGCCUGGGAUGUGGUGGGGCACAUCUUCAGGGAGUUCAGCCGCAGCGCGGGAAGAAUGGUAAGGACAGUGGGCAGCAGCUUCCUUUGGGAGACCCGUGCUGCUCAGAGGCCGGCACAGAAGCACCGGUGGGGCCACACCUGAGCCUCCGGAGAGGCUCCUGAGAACUGAGAGUAACCGGCGU
Molecule: messenger RNA, 721 nt
Organism: Numida meleagris (helmeted guineafowl)
Lineage: Eukaryota; Metazoa; Chordata; Aves; Galliformes; Numididae
Product: maestro heat-like repeat-containing protein family member 2A
Exons: 6
Coding region: 28-681 (217 amino acids)
Source: RefSeq, a predicted model, not a curated record